This is a messenger RNA of Rana temporaria (common frog), 5155 nucleotides long. It is a transcript of the gene KIF1C, whose product is annotated as kinesin family member 1C. Gene Ontology annotation, biological process: microtubule-based movement. The record is from RefSeq and is a predicted model, not a curated record. NCBI's taxonomy places the organism in Eukaryota, Metazoa, Chordata, Amphibia, Anura, Ranidae. The transcript is spliced from 23 exons. Gene Ontology annotation, molecular function: microtubule binding; microtubule motor activity; ATP binding. The coding region runs from base 890 to 4411 and encodes 1173 amino acids.
UCCGCGCUCUAGGCGGGGGGUUUCAGCAGGCGGUGGGCGGAGCUAUCCCGGAGAAUGCAGUCACGUUAUAGGCGUAUCCCAGAGGAGGGAGGGCGACGUCACCAAGCGGGAGGGGAAUCCCGGCUCGAUGAUGGCGGCUCCCGGCAGGGCGAGCAGCUGAGAGGACAGGGCGCAGCCGCCGGGACUUCACCCUUCCCCCCUCCCAAAAAGAGAGGACUCCCCGAUCGCCCCCAAACUCCGGGGAUCAUCCCGGACCCGCCCCGGGGGACACACACAGAUCCUCCUGACCAGAAACCUGCCGAAAUUUUUGAAACCAAAACUUUUCCCCAAAUUGAAGAAUAUUGAAGUUCCUCCUUCGGUUUGGACUCUUUUCUCUGGAUACAUGAAGCUGCAGAGAUCUUUGUACACCGCAGAGCCAGGAUUCUGGACGAGGGCCGAGGAGUGCUAAGUGACGAAGGACAGAUUUAGCAGGCGGCGGCCGGGUCAUGUGUCACUUUUGUGUUGGGAAAUACCAUGUGGUUGUAACGUGAAAGAAGGGAACCGGGGAGGGGGGGCGGGGGGGGGGUUAUAGGAAAGGCUUUCACCUGCUCUGCAUAUGUUGUUUUUUCUUGGCACCUCCACGGAAUAUUCUGCACAAUAAAGUCAUCAUUGCACCUCUGCUGAGGAUAUCCGGAUUAGCUGUCAUGCGAUAGGGACCCUGGGGACCUCUACGUCGGAUGUUGUGUAUCGUUGUCUCCUGGAUUAUUCUAUCUUUUUAUAUCGGAGGGAUUGGUGUUCUGGGAAUAUAUUGAUGGGGACGUCGUACCCUCAGAAGGAGUGAUGGAGUAGGACGGAGCUUGCGGACGUUAAGCGGUAAAUUUAGAUCCGUGGGUUUGGAUUGAAGGUAAAGAUGGCGGGAGCCUCGGUGAAAGUUGCUGUCCGCGUCCGGCCCUUCAACUCUCGGGAGUACGCACACGAUUCCAAAUGCGUCAUCCAGAUGCAAGGCAACACUACCUGUAUUUCAAACCCAAAACAGCCCAAAGAUGCUCCAAAGAACUUCACAUUUGACCAUUCCUAUUGGUCGCACACUAAAGAGGAAGACCCAACCUUCGCUUCCCAGCAUCAGGUGUACAAGGACAUCGGCGAGGAGAUGCUCUUGCACGCGUUUGAAGGAUAUAACGUCUGUAUCUUCGCCUACGGACAGACGGGGGCUGGAAAGUCCUACACCAUGAUGGGGAAACCCGAGCCGGAGCAACACGGCAUCAUCCCCCAGUUAUGUGAAGAUUUAUUUGCCCGGGUCAGCAGUAACAAGAGCCCCGAUCUGUCCUACUCUGUGGAGGUCAGCUACAUGGAAAUCUACUGCGAGAGAGUCCGGGAUCUGCUGAGCCCCAAGAGUAAAGGGAACCUGCGGGUCAGAGAGCACCCCAUCAUGGGCCCCUACGUGGAGGACCUGUCUAAGCUGGCAGUGACUUCCUACGACGAUAUCGCCGACCUCAUGGACUGCGGGAAUAAGGCCAGGACUGUCGCCGCCACCAACAUGAAUGAGACCAGCAGCCGCUCGCACGCCGUCUUCACCAUCGUCUUCACACAGAAGAGACACGAUGAGAUGACCAACCUAGACACCGAGAAGGUCAGUAAGAUCAGUCUGGUGGAUUUGGCCGGCAGCGAGCGGGCCGAUUCUUCGGGGGCAAAAGGAACCCGACUUAAGGAAGGAGCCAACAUCAACAAGUCGCUGACUACGCUGGGGAAGGUUAUUUCCGCCUUGGCUGAAAUGCAAAACAAGAAGAAGAAAUCUGAUUUUAUCCCGUACCGGGACUCCGCCCUCACCUGGCUCUUGAAGGAAAACCUGGGAGGAAAUUCCCGUACCGCCAUGAUUGCAGCGCUGAGUCCAGCGGAUAUCAACUACGAGGAGACGCUGAGUACCCUCCGGUACGCCGACCGGGCCAAGCAGAUCAAAUGCAACGCGGUCAUUAACGAGGAUCCCAACGCCAGAUUGAUCCGGGAACUGAAGGAGGAGGUGCUCAGACUGAGACAGCUGCUGUUCAGCCAGGGACUGGCGGAGCUGACCGCAGACGAAGGUGCGUCCGUCCCCAACCCCUCGCCGCAAUCCGCCGCGCCUGCCACUCCGCCGCCUAAGUUGGGAUCCCCGCCCCCUCUGUCCCCGCCCGCCGUGAACGGUCAGGCGGAGCCUUUCUCGGAGGUGGUGGAAGAAGCCGAGAUCUGUACGGAGGAGGCCAUAGAGAGGCUUCAGGAGACGGAGAAGAUCAUCGCGGAACUCAACGAGACGUGGGAGGAAAAAUUGCGCAAGACGGAGGCCAUCCGUAUGGAGAGGGAGGCGCUGUUGGCGGAAAUGGGUGUGGCUGUAAGAGAAGAUGGCGGGACGGUGGGCGUCUUUUCCCCAAAAAAGAUCCCUCACCUGGUCAACUUGAAUGAAGACCCGCUCAUGUCGGAGUGCCUGCUCUACCACCUGAAGGAGGGGGUCACCCGGGUGGGUCAGGUAGAUGUUGACAUCAAGCUGAGUGGCCAGUUCAUCAAGAAGCAGCACUGCCUAUUUCACUGCAGCACAAAUGAUAAUGGAGAAGUCAUUGUCACCCUGGAGUCUUUUGAGGGGGCCGAGACUUACGUCAAUGGAAAGCAGGUGACCCAACCAUUGGUCCUGAAAUCAGGAAACCGGAUAGUGAUGGGGAAGAACCACGUCUUUCGCUUUAACCACCCGGAGCAGGCGCGGCUGGAGCGCCUGGAGAGGGAGAGAAAUAACACCACGGUGGAAAAUCAGACCGAACCCGUCGACUGGAACUUUGCCCAGCGAGAGCUUCUGGAACAACAAGGGAUCGACAUCAAACUGGAGAUGGAGAAACGGUUAUUUCCAUUACAAGGGAUGAACAACAUGGCCGCAGCACACAGCACACUUGGGACGGCACAGUCGACAGACUCCGCAGACUCGGCACAUCACAGUACUAAUUUUGCGCCCCCACACGACGCCACUGCCGGCGGGCCCCCUAUCAUGACCGGGCCCUCAGACCACGGCCGAACUGACCGAGAUAGGCGGUUGCAGGAUCUGGAGGUCCAGUAUAAGAAGGAGAAAGAGGAGGCCGAUCUUACCCUGGAGCAGCAGAGACUGUACGGGGAUUCGGACAGCGGAGACGACUCGGACAAGCGUUCCUGCGAGGAGAGCUGGCGCCUCAUCUCCUCCCUCCGGGAGAAGGUCCCCCCGGGCAAAGUGCAGGGCAUCGUACGACGCUGCGGGCUCCCGAGCAGCGGCAAGAGACGGGAACCCCUCAGGGUGUACCAGAUCCCCCAACGCCGGCGCCUGGGCAAAGACCCGCGGUUCCUGACCCUGGCGGACCUGAAGAUGCAGGCGGUGAAGGAGAUCUGCUAUGAGGUGGCACUGAACGAUUUCAAGCACAGCAAACAGGAGAUCGAGGCCAUGGCCAUCAUCAAGAUGAAGGAGCUGUACAGGACGUACGGCCAAAGGGACGUCAGCGACAAGGAGGGCUGGAAAGCCGUGGCCAGUGAUGUCUGGGAUACCGUCGGGGUGGGAGAGGAGGAUUCUGGGAGCAAAGGCGGGGUCCAGGAUCUGAAGGCGCACAUCGACAAACUCACCGACAUCUUGCAGGAGGUAAAAAUUCAGAAUAAUAUGAAGGAUGAAGAGAUCCGGGCUCUGAGGGACCGCAUGGUGAAGAUGGAGAGGGUCAUACCAGUGGCACAGGAUGAUCCGGGAGAAGAGUACUUGGAAGACCAGCCUUUCUGGUGCUCCAGCGAAUCGACAGAGAGUCUUCAGAACUCCCCCAGCCACUCCCCCAAGGCUGCCCGCGUUACCAACCUCAUGGAAGAUGACCCGACCUUCAAGCGGGGGAGGAUGAGGUGGCUGAAGCAGGAGCAAGGCCGCUUCCAAAACCUGCAGCAGCAGCAGAUCACACGGGCCCUCCGCCGCCCGCCGGGCACAGGGAAAUUCAUCCCGCCCCUGGACUGCAAACUCCGCUUUCCCUUUAAGAGCAACCCUCAGCACCGCUUCUCCUGGGCGCCGGGCACCACCUACGUGGUGGAAGAUCUAAACAGCCCCUGGUCAGGAGAGAAACGUGGCGGGGAAGGCGACGAGGAGAGGCGUAACGAGCGCCCCCAGCAGAGGCGCCAAGAAGACGGCGACCCUCAGAGACAGAGACGAAACUCGCUGGACGGAGGGUCGAACAGAGGAAGGAGGCCCAACUAUCCCAACAACCGCCAGAGCGGCGGCGGCGGGGACGACGGUCAACAGUUCACAAGGAGGCCCCAGAGCAGGGAGGGCGAUGGAGGGGAACAGCAAAAACGCCACCACCACCACCCCCCAUCGCCGCAGGAGCGCCCUUACAAGUACCACCCUUACACCGCCCCGCCCAGGAUGCGACGCCAGAACUCCGCCCCCAACUUGUGUGACAUGGAAAGCCCCGUCUGAGUUAAAAAAAAUAAAAUAAAAAAAUGGUCAUGAGAUGGUCGCGAGUGGGGGGGGGAACCGGCUUGGUGGAGGUGAGCGGAGGACGCGGUAGAAAGGAACAAGUUACGUCGGGAACGGACGCGAAGGUUGAGAAGAGAAAGACGAGCGGAAGUUGUUUUUUUUUCUUUUUUAAUCUUGCGCACAUCGGAUUUGGAAGGUCAGAGGAUGAAGGCUCCGAGUUUUUAUUCUGAACUUUUUGAAGUGUUGGUUUUAAGUUUUAAUUUUUUUUUUUUUUUAUUAUUCUUUUACGUGGAAUUUUUGUUUUUUGUGACUUGAUUGGCCUGCAGCAGCUGCUAUAAGUAAGGAACACAACACUACUACGAGGGGGCACUAUAAGAUCGCCAUGGCUCAUUGAGGGGGGGGGGGUAUACAGUGCCGGGCAGUGGUUCCCCGAAGACGUACUUGUUACCCCCCCCCCCCCGCCAGGCCAGGGUCUCCCCCCUCGCCAUAAUAUACUGUAACAAGAGACUGUUAGAACUCCUUGUGCACUGAGUGAAGAUUAAUGAUUCGCUAUGUGUGUGCGUGUAUAUCCAUCUAUCAUUGUGUGUAUAUAUACAGAAGAGCUUCAUACAAGUAUCAAUGCUUGUAGUUUGCAUUGCCCAUGGGAUGCCUGGUUGUGUUUUCUGGCAGGGGUUUAUCCAUCAGCCCCCCCCAAGGCUGAAAUGAAGGUGUCUCUAACACAGGGCUCGACAAAUCCCGGGCGCC